Messenger RNA from Mercenaria mercenaria, 948 nucleotides. RefSeq names its product hypoxia-inducible factor 1-alpha inhibitor-like. Gene Ontology annotation, biological process: peptidyl-aspartic acid hydroxylation; negative regulation of Notch signaling pathway. Lineage: Eukaryota; Metazoa; Mollusca; Bivalvia; Venerida; Veneridae. The record is from RefSeq and is a predicted model, not a curated record. The transcript is spliced from 7 exons. Gene Ontology annotation, cellular component: nucleus; cytoplasm. The coding region runs from base 31 to 948 and encodes 305 amino acids. Gene Ontology annotation, molecular function: peptidyl-histidine dioxygenase activity; [protein]-asparagine 3-dioxygenase activity; ankyrin repeat binding.
UAUGAACGGUACGAAACGGGUUCAUAAAAUAUGGCUACAAACGAAAAUCAAAGUGAAAGUAGAACAUCUCCUGUUACCUCAUACGAUUUCCCUUUAAAAAAGAUACCAAAACGUUCUUGUAAAGAUCCAGAAGCAAUAGAAUUUAUCAGAAAAUCGGAACCUGUGAUAUUGACCGAUACAAAUUUGGUGGCCUCGGCCCUCCACUGGAAUCUUCGCUACCUAGCGGAUCAUAUGGGAGAUGGAAAUUUUACAGUGUACAAAUCAAACUCGCACAAGUUCAAAUAUUACAGUGAUAAGAAAUGCAAAAUGGUUAAAGAGUUUAAACCGCCUACUCAGCAAACAGAGAUGACAUUUAGCGAGUUUGCAGCGCUGUUGAGACAAAAACAAAAAGAAAAACAUUCUAAUGAAAGGAUAUAUUUACAACAGGCAUUAAAUGACUCUGUAGGAAAGACAAUAGUGUAUGAUUUUGUAAAUUUCAACUGGGGCUGGCUGAAUGAGCAACAGAAAUUAAACAACUGGGGACCUCUGACAUCUAACCUCUUACUGGUUGGUAUGGAAGGAAAUGUUACUCCUGUACAUUAUGAUGAACAAGAGAAUUUCUUUGCUCAGAUUUACGGGCAUAAAAGAUUUAUGUUAUUCCAUCCAGACCAGUAUAAAAACCUUUAUCCAUAUCCAGUCUAUCACCCACAUGAUCGUCAAAGCCAGGUUGAUCUUGACUGUCCUGACUACAAAAAAUUUCCAAAUGCACGUAAUUUAACUGGUUACGAAGGUAUCGUAGGACCUGGAGAUGUCCUCUACAUUCCAAUGUACUGGUGGCAUGAUGUGGAAUCUUUAAAAGAUCAAGGGGAGACAAUUUCUGUCAACUUUUGGUAUAUGUCAGGGCCAGUAGAUCAGAUAGAAACCCAAAUUAGUGCACAACAGAAGAUGGCCAGGGACAAGAAAUUUUGA